AGGCGGGCCGGGCGCCGGGGGGAGGGUUGGGGGGAUGGCGCGGACCUCGCGGCCGGCUCCGCCGUACCCCGGAGGCGGCAGAGCACAACUUUCCCCGCUUCUCCCCCCGGAGCCCGGCUCCUCCGGCCGCCGCCGCCGCUGCUGCUGUUGCUGCUCUUCCCGCUGCUCUUUUCCCGGUUCUGCGGGGCCUUAGCUGGACCAAUUAUUGUGGAACCAUAUGUCACAGCAGUGUGGGGGAAGAAUGUUUCAUUGAAGUGUAUAAUUGAAGUAAAUGAAACUAUAACACAGGUUUCCUGGGAGAAGAUUCAAGGCAAAAGUUCACAGACUGUGGCAGUUCAUCAUCCUCAAUAUGGAUUCUCUGUUCAGGAAGCCUAUCAGGGGAGAGUCUUAUUUAAAAACCAUUCACUUAAUGAUGCAACAAUUAUUCUCCGAAAUAUAGACUUCUCAGAUUCUGGAGAAUAUAUAUGUAAAGCAGUUACAUUCCCAUUAGGAAAUGCACAGUCAACUACAAGUGUAACUGUACUGGUUGAACCCACCGUGACCUUAAAAAAAGGACCGUACCCUUUAAUUGAUGGUGGAAAUGAAACAGUAGCAGCCAUUUGUACAGCAGCCACCGGAAAACCAGUUGCACAGAUUUCUUGGGAAGGUGAUCUUGGUGAAAUGGAAUCCACUGUAACGUCUUUUCCAAAUGAGACUGUGACAAUCGUAAGCCAAUAUAAACUUAUACCAACCAAAUUUGCCCGAGGAAGACGUAUUACUUGUGUUGUGAAGCAUCCUGCAUUAGAAAAGGAAAUUCGAUAUUCUUUUAUGCUGGAUAUACAGUAUGCUCCUGAAGUUUCAGUCACAGGAUAUGAUGGAAAUUGGUUUGUUGGAAGAAUGAAUGUUAAUCUCAAAUGUAAUGCAGAUGCAAAUCCACCACCUUCACAAUCUAAAUGGAGCAGAUUGGAUGGACAGUGGCCUGACGGUUUAGAGACUUCAGAGAAUACUCUGUAUUUUAUCAAUCCAUUAACUUACAAUUACUCCGGGGUUUAUAUCUGUAAAGUUACAAAUUCCCUUGGCCAACGAAGUGCCCAAAAAAUCAUCUACAUAUUAGAUGUUCCAUUUAAGCAGACCUCUUCCAUAGCAGUAGCUGGAGCAGUCAUUGGAGCUGUCCUUGCGCUUUUUAUCAUUACUAUCUUUGUUACUGUGUUGCUGACUCCUCGGAAAAAGAGGCCAUCCUAUCUUGACAAAGUGAUUGAUCUUCCACCCACACAUAAACCACCUCCUGUGUAUGAAGAAAGAUCCCUCCCUGUGCCUCAAAAUGAAAUCACUCAUCAGAAAGAACACUUUCCUUUGCAGAGUCAGUACAAAAAAAGAGAAAUAGGCAGCUUUCAGCAUACUACUGUAGUGAAUGGCAGACAGUUCGACUAUGAAGAUGAACAUCCGGAGGGGCAAGAUGGGCUUCAGCAGAUAUAUCCCCUUUGCCGUCAGAUAUGUUACAAAGACUGGAGCUGUGAGAAACAUCAGCAAAGCUCAGAUACUGGAAGGUCCUACGUCAACCCACAAGAACAUUACGUGUGAUUAUGGAUCAUGGCUAAAUGCUCAUCCUACUACUGGAAAAAGAAAACACAAGCAUGGAUGUCUUACUCUGACUCUCGCAGGGCUGUACCAAGUGCAUCUGGAGUUUGGAUGAAUGACUUACAGUUGAUUGGCCAGCUUCUGGCCUUGAAUAGAUUUUUCUCAACUACUGACUGAAUUUGAGUAUAGCUCUGUGUGUGUGUGUGUGUUUCAUUUAAAAAAACCUACUAACAUUUGGCCCGCAAUGGCAUUUUCAUUUAAAAUUCCAGUGUGUGCCUGUGAUAGCUGUUGUGAGUCUCCAGAAAUAGAGCCCCAGCUGGCUGUUCUAGCCUCACUGGGUUUCAGGCCUGCCAGCCCAUUCAUCUGUAAUUCAAACGUGCAGAAAAUGAGUUUAGAAUCCAUUCUACUAAUUAUUUCUCUGGGAUUUGUCUUUCUCCAACAUGCUUAAUAAAAUUACAAUACCUGUGUACAAAUAGAGACCCAAGGAAAGAGGCGUAAUUUGCUCUCUGUGGGGAAAACAAAACUACUGAUAGAGACAGAGAGUCAGAGAGAGACAGAGAGAGACAGAGAGAGCAGUUUUCCAAUUUAAAGCUAGUUGGAAGGCUUUAGCCCUUAUGAAGCUACUAUAUGUGUAUUUCUCUUCACUCAUAACUUUUUUUCCCUUUUCUUUUCUUUUCAUUUUUGUUUUGGAAGCAAUCCAGGAUCACACAGCUGGUAAAUGUCUGAGGUCAGAUUUGAACUUGGGUCCUCUCUACUCCACCGCCAGCUGUCCCUCAGCCAUAACUCUGAAAAAAAUUUCCCCAUAGAACAUGACCUAACUACUCAGUUGCUGCUUUUUACACACCUUUUUUUUUAAUCAAUAAUCAGGCAUGAUUCUCUUUUGUCACUGUGCCUCUGAAAUCUACAGAUUGUCUAAACCCUUCAGAUCUUUUCCAAAUAUUAGGCUCUUGGUACCUAUUUUAAACUCUCCUUGACUGCAACAUCCUUUUUUUUGUUUGCCAUGCUCACCACUUGCUACUGAAAUUUGAUCCAACAAAUGCACUUAUACCAUCCCCAGACGAUUGCCUUUUCCCCUAGGUUGUGCCCCUGGAUCUCUGUAUUUUAAUUCAUCCUUGCUUAUCUUCUCUGUAACACUAUUUCAGAACUGCAUACUGCAUUUCUGUGCUACAGAGACACCUUUGAAUUAGCACUUUGCUUUGAGAUCUAGUGGAGAGUUUAUAUCAUGUGUUCACACACCCCAAGCUAUAGCUUUUAAUUUUCCUCAGCCAGAGAGCUUUGAAAGUCUGCCAGUAGUUUACCUGGUCAGCCAGAGCAAGGAUCAUUGAAUUUUCUACAAAAAAUACUUGGACAUCACAAAGAAAAGUGAUGGCAUUGAUUUGACCUGUUUUUCAACCAGUGUAUUCUGUUACUUAUGUCAAAUGGUUUCCUCUUCAGUAUCUCUAAAUGAGAAGGAUGGAAGGUGGAAGUGGUGGUAAUGAUAAUGGGAAGAAGGAGGAUGGGAAUUGAGUAUGUAUGCAAAAAAUAUAUAUAAACAUUCAUUCACAAAAAUACAUGAAAGUUACUGAACAACAUUAUGAAAUGUUCCUCUUUAGGGGAUGUUUAAAACUGUGUUCUUAGUCUGAAUAGAACAUGUGGUUCUGUCUAAUGAGAAAAUGUUAGAUGAGGUUAGUCUUAUGGUCAUUCAUUAAUGCAACAUGAAUGAAAAGGAAAGCAAAGAAUUGUGGAAUUGCCAUUUGCAUGUUAGACCUCAGAAACUCUUAACCAUAUUUGUUUUUUAUUUCUCUCUGUUCUGCAUUAUUCUCUGACCAUCUAUAAAUUACAUCUCAGUG
Sarcophilus harrisii (Tasmanian devil) is the source of this 3386-nucleotide messenger RNA. It is a transcript of the gene NECTIN3, whose product is annotated as nectin cell adhesion molecule 3. The record is from RefSeq and is a predicted model, not a curated record. Gene Ontology annotation, biological process: symbiont entry into host cell; homophilic cell-cell adhesion; heterophilic cell-cell adhesion. Gene Ontology annotation, cellular component: adherens junction; apical junction complex. NCBI's taxonomy places the organism in Eukaryota, Metazoa, Chordata, Mammalia, Dasyuromorphia, Dasyuridae. The annotation marks the transcript as partial. The transcript is spliced from 9 exons.